Molecule: messenger RNA, 880 nt
Organism: Dalotia coriaria
Lineage: Eukaryota; Metazoa; Arthropoda; Insecta; Coleoptera; Staphylinidae
Gene: cnir
Product: cornichon-like protein
Exons: 4
Coding region: 185-652 (155 amino acids)
Biological process (GO): endoplasmic reticulum to Golgi vesicle-mediated transport
Cellular component (GO): endoplasmic reticulum membrane; COPII-coated ER to Golgi transport vesicle
Source: RefSeq, a predicted model, not a curated record
AAUUUCAUGUUUUUAUUUACCUAAAUGUCACUUUUAAAUAUAUCCCUGCCACUGGUGUAACGUCAAGUUGGCGUCACCAAAACUCAUUCUCUAGCUUACCUGGAGCCUGUGUCAAUGCUCACAACAUCGAAGCGCAUGUGAUCUACGUGUUAAAACUCAAAUCUCCUGCAAGCGCCUAUUCACGAUGAUAUUUUCCGAUCCGUUUCUCUUUGCGCUGUCGCUCAUCGAUACCGGCGCGAUUCUCUUCUUGCAGAUCUACUUUAUCAUAAUCCUAACAGACUUGGAGUCGGAUUAUCUCAAUGCUCAAGAAUGUUGCUCCAAGCUGAAUUUUUGGAUCACACCAAAGCUCAUGGCACACACAGUCCUGCUAACACUGCUGUUGUUUCAUGGUCAUUGGCUGCUUGCAUUUGUUAACAUUCCGCUGGCUGGCUGGUUGAUCAGGGAAUUGUUUCACAUCCCCAGAGGGAAUCUGGGGGUGUUUGAUCCUGCUGAGAUUCAUAACGGGGGCAGGCUGAGGAAGCACUUGAGAGAUUGUAUGAUAUACUUGGGAUAUUAUCUGCUUUUUUUCUUUGUAUAUCUAUAUUGCAUGAUUGUAUCACUCUUGGAAGGUGAUCCGAUCAACAGACAUGAAGAGGAUAUGAUUGUGCAUUAGACACAUCACUUGCCACCUUUAGUUUGAUUCCGUAACCAAACCAAAAAUUACCUCGACUAAGUUGUUUGUGUUUCUUUCAUAGGUGCACUGCUUUGCUUGCCUGCAAAUGAAUUUAAAUGUAAGCAAUAAUUUAUUGUGUACGUGAUUCUUUCUCGUAGUUUGUUUAAACUCUAAAAAACAACUAAUUCGAUUUAUAAUCGAUAAUAAAUGAAGUUGAAGAAAGCAAAA